This is a messenger RNA of Nerophis ophidion (straightnose pipefish), 3040 nucleotides long. It is a transcript of the gene map2k1, whose product is annotated as mitogen-activated protein kinase kinase 1. The record is from RefSeq and is a predicted model, not a curated record. Bases 129 to 1385 code for a protein of 418 amino acids. Gene Ontology annotation, molecular function: protein kinase activity; ATP binding. Lineage: Eukaryota; Metazoa; Chordata; Actinopteri; Syngnathiformes; Syngnathidae. The transcript is spliced from 12 exons. Gene Ontology annotation, biological process: protein phosphorylation.
CCUCCCAUUAAUAAUAAUCGCAGUCCUGCUUUCUCUCCCGCAGCUCUUGACAUCACACAUUGUUUUCUCCUAAAACACCUUCUUGACACUUCACUCAGAUUGUUUUAUUAUUUAUUAAUUUGUGCGACAUGCAGAAGAGAAGGAAGCCGGAGCCGAUCCAACUCAACCCCAUCCCCGAUGGGAACAUCAUCAACGGCACUGAAGCCACAGAAACAAACUUGGAGGCCCUGCAGAAGAAGCUGGAGGAGCUGGAGUUGGAUGAGCAGCAACGCAAGCGCCUUGAAGCUUUUCUGACGCAGAAGCAGAAAGUGGGAGAGUUAAAGGAUGACGACUUUGAGAAAAUAUGCGAACUUGGUGCAGGCAAUGGAGGAGUGGUCUUCAAGGUGUCUCACAGACCUUCAGGUCUGAUCAUGGCCAGGAAGCUCAUCCACUUGGAGAUCAAACCUGCCAUCAGGAACCAGAUAAUUAGGGAGCUUCAGGUGCUGCAUGAAUGCAACUCUCCGUACAUUGUGGGCUUCUAUGGAGCUUUCUACAGCGAUGGAGAAAUUAGCAUCUGCAUGGAGCACAUGGAUGGUGGUUCUUUAGAUCAAUCACUUAAAAAGGCUGGAAAGAUCCCAGAGCCGAUCCUGUGCAAAAUCAGCAUUGCGGUCAUUAAGGGUCUUUCCUACCUGAGGGAGAAACACAAGAUCAUGCACAGAGAUGUCAAGCCUUCCAACGUCCUAGUGAAUUCCCGUGGUGAGAUCAAGCUGUGUGACUUUGGAGUUAGUGGACAGCUCAUUGACUCCAUGGCCAACUCCUUCGUGGGCACACGCUCUUACAUGUCUCCAGAGCGUUUGCAGGGCACCAAUUACUCGGUUCAGUCAGACAUUUGGAGCAUGGGUCUGUCCCUGGUUGAAAUGGCUAUUGGACGUUUCCCUAUCCCUCCACCUGACACUAAGGAAUUAGAACAGAUUUUUGGGACUGCAGUGGAAGGAGGAAACUCUAAAGUGUCCUCACCCAAGGCUCACCUGCCCGGACGGCCAAGCAGCUGUCAUGGAGCAGACAACAGGCCUCCGAUGGCCAUCUUUGAAUUACUCGACUACAUCGUCAACGAAUCUCCACCUCAGCUGCCUGGGCUAUUUAGUUCUGAAUUCCAGGACUUUGUCAAUAAAUGCUUGAUAAAGAACCCAGCUGAGAGGGCAGACCUUAAACAGUUAAUGGCUCAUCCUUUUAUUAGACAGUCUGAGGCACAGGACGUAGAUUUUGCCGGGUGGUUGUGCAGCACCAUUGGACUCAAAAAGCCCGGGACACCCACUCACGGCUCAGCAAUUCCAGUCUGCUGUUCAAGUGGACUCCCAGGUACUUGUACUGCCCCACUACUGCCACCUCCCAGCCCUGGAUGUUGAUGGACUCCACAUGGGUCAUUUUCUUCUUGAAGUCGAUGACCAGUUCCUUGGUCUUGUUCACAUUAAGGAGCAGAUGGUUUGCCUGACACCACUCCACAAAGUCAGCGAUGAGUGUCCUGUACUCCAAUUCCUGUCCCUCUCCGAAACACCUGAACACAGCAGAGUCAUCAGAGUAUUUCUGCAGGUGGCAGGACCUGGAACUAUACUAGAAUAUAUAUUGUUUGUCUUGGUCUUUUGACAAAAAUGUAUUUUAGUUUUAGUCAUAUUUUAAUCAUCAAAAUUGAUUUAGUUUUACUCGACUAAAAUGACAGCACAUUUCGUUGACCAAAACAUAAAACAUAAAGAAUAAUCUCUGAAGUUUUUUUGAAACCACUUUUAUUAAGGUUAUUGCAGAGCAUCUCAAAAACUAAAUUCACAACAAGACUCGUUUUAGUCAGGGGAAAAUAUGUAACGUAUUUUUCAGACUAUAAAGCGCACUUAAAAUUCUUUCAUUUUCUCAAAACUCAACAGCGCGCCUUAUGUACGGAAUAAUUCUGGUUGGACUUACCGACCUCUAAGAAAUUUCAUUUGGUACAUGGUAUAAUGAUAAGUGUGACCAGUAGAUGGUUUUCACACAUAAGAAAUGAUUGAUUGAUUGAUUUAGAAUUGUAUUAGUAGAUUGCACAGUACAGUACAUAUUCCGUACAGUUGACCAUUAAAUGGUAACACCCAAAUAAGUUUUUCAACUUGUUUUAAGUCCGGGUCCACGUAAAUCAAUUCAUGGUAAAUAAAGUGUAAGACACCUGUAGACUGUAAUAUUACGCCAGUAAACAACGGCAACAUUUUAAAUGUUCCAUUGAAAAUAAAAAAUAUUACACACAGCACUCAAAAAUCUGUCAAAAUAUUUCAGUAUUUCUUCACCCACGGAACUUUAGUUAUUAGAGAGUGCCGGAUGAACGGUAUUUCGCGGGACACAUUUCUGGUGUUGUUGAACUAGUGAGCCAUGGAUGAGGCGAUGCUGCUCCGUUGUUGAUUUAAGUAAAAGCUGAAUUUCAUUAAAACAGUUGACUCCAUCUUUUGACACUUCUUCCACUCUUGUCCUUGCAUGUGAGGCGUUGUGAAUACUUUCCAGAUGCACUGUUUGUAAUGUACACUUUUGAUCAAGUGUUGGGGCAUAAAAGAGCCAUCUAUGGUUAAAAUAUGUUUUUUGGUACAAAACUACAUGGCAAGUCAAUGUUAAGGCUCAAUUGCAAAAUUACGUGUGCUUUGACCCCAGAAUAGAAAUAAGUGAAAGUAGAAAAAUAAUGAGUCGUUUUUAAGGCUGUCUUCAACUAAGGAUUUUCAUGGUAAAAUCUGAUAAGAUUUACAUUUUACUGUCUGCUGUAUGUCAAAUCUAUGACAUUGUUUGUAAAAGAGAAAUAAAUAAAUUGGGAUGAUACUGUGACCGGCUCUCACUGUUGUCCGGGUUCCAUGGACCACCAAGGACGGACAUGACUGCGGCAGUUUUAUCACUUUGUUUAUUUUUCAAUAAACCUUCUGUGCAUCGGCUCGCUUUUCAGCUCCUUUUCCCUCAAACCGCUCCCUCUUCAGGUUGCUUUUCAGCCGCCCUCAUCUUUGUCUCGCUCUUGGUCGCUUCCGCUCUUCAUGCAGUGCUCGUGUCUCUGCAGCUCAUACUU